UAUGGAAACGAACAACUGAAGAGGUUAUGAGCACGGCACAAUGCGACGAAAGGGCAGUGUUAAAAUUUAAAGAAAUUCCUUGUCAAACUGAGCCAUCCGAUUACAGCAAAGCCAAUUUAGAUAGCACCAGUGUAACAAACGCACCGCACUUAAAAAAGCGCAAACUCGAGCCACAUAUUGAACAUUCUUUUGAGAAUAUGCACAGACCAACUCCUAUAUCCGUGGCGCCAAAGCGUCCAUCAUCAAAAGAUGAACCAGUAAUAACACAAAACGAUUCUGUCAAACGACGUAAACGUUCACAGUCACAAGAACAACAACAGCAAACAACUAUACCUGUCAAAACUGAAGCACCACUUCCUCAAAAGAAACGCGUAGUGCCAACACCAAAGAAACCAACACGAGAUGAACAACCAGCCGAAGAUAACGAAGCUUUAAUAAGAGAAACCCAAGCUGCUUUAAAAAGUCUUUCCGGUAGCUGGCCAGACUCAAAAUCAUCAUACAGCCGAGAUCCCGAUGAAUCCCCAGAUUUUGAAAAUUUGUUUGAAGAGAAGAAAUCAAAAAUGUCACCAGUCGCUUCAUCUGCAAGCUCAUCGGCAAGUGAUGCAUGUUCUCUUAAAGAUGUAAUAACAUUACGAAAAGGUGAUGCAAAACGUUAUGAUCCUCCUGAUUUUAAUGAACUAGUGGACGAUUCAUCUGAUGCUCUAGAGAUAGAUAUGUCAGAGCAAGCAGAUGACGACAAAGUAUCGAAACGACGAAGCGUAGCAGAUCGAGAUGGCGUAAUUGGUAGACAUCAUCAAUCAUUAUAUGCGUCUUACGCACAACGCGCUUCAGGAGCAUCGGCCUUUAAACCACCAGCUGACAGCAAGCGUAUUUUGACAGCGUUUCCUCCUGAAACCGCGUUCGAGGAAGACAAAUCAUGCGUCCCCGGACCGAUGCCUUUACAACCUGCUAAGCUGGAGCCCGACGACAUGCUUCCGAAAACAAGUGUGCCUUCGGUUGCUUCCCCUGGAGCAUCUAAACAGUAUACGAUACUGCAGCCUGCGGGAGUUGGUUCACGUGCAGCUUCCGCGAUACAAGAUGUAGCUCGCGAAGGUGUAGUCAGUGUCGCGGCAGUGAGUAGUUCCACGGUACCAGUCACACGUCCAACUCAAUCGUUAUCUCCGGGCAGUAUCAACAGAGAAGGCAAUAAAUGUCCUACACCCGGAUGCAAUGGACAAGGACAUGUCACCGGACUAUAUUCGCAUCAUAGAAGUUUGUCAGGAUGCCCAAGAAAAGAUAAAGUAACACCAGAAAUACUGGCAAUGCACGAGACCAUCUUGAAAUGUCCAACGCCAGGGUGUAAUGGUAGGGGUCACGUGAGCUCGAACAGGAACACGCACCGUAGCCUGAGCGGCUGUCCGACGGCAGCGGCGAGCAAAGCCGCAGCCCGAGAACUACGUUACCACGCCGGUGCGCAACUGCGCAGACGGACUGUGCACUCAGCAAUAAUACCAGACACGAAUGUACCAAGUUACCAGUCAUCUAGUAACGAUUUUACUAGUCCAGUCCGACAGUCAUCCAGCCGCGAUCCAUUAUACAUAGACGUGAAACCCGGCAUCGGCACGGGAUUUCAAAGUGGUGUCAGUAGCUACCCUCCGCAAGCAUCACAACAGGCUCAUCCACCCCAACCGACGCCGAUACAGCAAAAUGCCCAACCUCCAGUAACUGCCGCCCAGUACUAUACAACUAGUGAUAAAACGAAUGAAUCCAUGAAGCAACCGCGAACGCCUGAACAGAGACCUAGUCCACCAACUAUAAAUAAUAAUAAUAAUAAGGCGGGUUGCAGAGCUACUACACCUACGGGACCUCCACAAGUGCGUCAGGGCUUCGAGUCGUAUUUAAGUCAAGAUUCAAAUUCGUCAUCUGUAUCCAGUAUGGAAACGAUGGGAACAAGGACUCUGCAUAUGAUGUCACAUCCGCAUCACCCGUUACCUGUCAUGAAUACAGGAUCUCAUCAUGGUCUUCAGCCCCCCGCGCCUGUUCCAGUAUACUCGAGUUUAGGCGAUGAUGGAAGAUUAGGUGCACAACGAUCUCCAUAUGAACAAGCCAUGUCCGCUGAGGAUCAUAUGUAUCACCGCGCCGCUGCCUAUCACCAAAUGGCUUACCCGGGCGACAUGGCAGGUCGUACGCCUUACGAUACUAGCUCUAUAUCCGCGAUGACAGCGGGUCGAGCGUACGAUCCAGGUAGUGUAUCGGGAUUUGAAAGAUACGAUCCAGCUAUAGCGGCGCAACAACAAGCCAUGCAGCAGCAGCAACAGCAGCAGCAGCAACAACAGCAACAUCAACAACAAGCGCUCCGAGCUUCUUACAUCAGCGGCAGUGUUUAUCAUCCGAGCGAGCAAAGUGGUCCUGAACAGCGCUAUCAACAAUCUGGACCCCAUCAACUCUCAAUGGUGAACGGUGGCAUGCUAAAAUCCGAGCAGGAUCAAUCAGACAACGUGCCGGUGUAUCCUAGGCCGAUGUAUCAAUACGACCCAUCAGCCGGGCCUAUGCCUCCAGGUUUUUCGGCUAUCAAUCUGUCGGUAAAAGUUGGUGCGCAAUUACGACAAAAUAGUUCUGAACCUCCAUCUCCUCCUGCAACUGGCGGUCCAGUAAUGGAUUUAUCCACAUCGAAUGCUAGUCCACGUCAACCCACAAGUCCCUCAGUACGAAGUCCAGAAGCAGUCCCUCGCAGCCCACAGACAUUAGAUCUCAGUGUUGCCAGGUUACCCCACAGGCCCAUCGGCUUUUCUGUGGCUGUCAUGGGUCCGUCUGGUCAUUAUAGCCGUGAAUCUACUCCAGACAGUGGCGGAUCUCACUAUAUGGACGCAUACGGUCGGGACACAAGUGGUUACGCGCCAAUGAGUCCCCAUCCAGCCUAUGCAAUGUCUUCCGUACCGCAAGGUGGCGGCGACUAUGUAAGCAACGCUUACGCACCUUAUCCGGCUCCUCCUGGAUAUCAAUGCGGUCAAUAUCCGUCCUCUGCUGCAGCUGGUUAUCCAGCACCAGUUUCGCAAGGUGGUUACUCACCAGGUCCUGGCGCUUGCUACGGAAUGCCACCUCCACCGCAACACGUCAUGUCUCAAAUGGAGCAUGUAGUCAAAUCACCAAAUAAUAAAGACAGCAGCUUAUCCGGAUGUCCGCGCGCUGACCGGACGCAAAUUCAGGCCCACAGUCAGGAAUUAAAAUGUCCAACCCCUGGCUGCGAUGGUAGUGGCCAUGUUACAGGAAAUUAUUCGUCUCACCGUUCGCUUUCCGGAUGUCCGAGGGCCAACAAGCCAAAGAGCAAACCGAGAGAUGGCCAAGACUCUGAACCUCUCAGAUGUCCCAUACCAGGAUGCGAUGGUUCAGGACACGCCACUGGAAAGUUUCUGUCUCACAGAAGUGCUUCUGGCUGUCCUAUCGCAAAUCGCAACAAAAUUCGCGUACUAGAGUCUGGGGGCAGCGUAGAGCAACAUAAAGCGGCAGUUGCAGCAGCAGCAAGUGCCAAUGCGGCAUUAAAAUUUGAAGGCGUUAAUUGUCCAACCCCUGGUUGUGAUGGAACGGGCCAUCUAAAUGGGUCCUUUCUGACUCAUAGGUCCUUAUCCGGAUGCCCUUUAGCUGCAUCCCAACCUCCAGCCAAGAAACUGAAAUAUGACGACGCACAGUCCUUGUAUGGCAAAGGAUACGGCACUGGUCCGGGAGGUGAAGAUUUGAUGACACUUGAAGCUGAAAUUACAGAAUUGCAGCGCGAGAAUGCUCGCGUCGAGAGCCAAAUGAUGCGACUCAAAUCGGACAUUAACGCCAUGGAAUCGCAUUUGAAUCACGGCGAAAGGGAAAACCAAAACAUAUCGCAGAGAAAUAACAACUUGAAUGAAUACUACGAAAGCCUGCGCAACAACGUUAUAACUUUGCUCGAACAUGUUCGCAUUCCGAAUGGAUCGACGGCUCCCGAAAAAAUGAAUCAUGAAAAUUUUGACAGCUAUUUGAGCAAACUUCAAACUUUGUGUACGCCUGAUGGUUAUUGCACGGAAGAAAACAGACCUAUAUACGAAACAGUUAAAUCGGCGCUGCAAGAUUUCACGGUUUUACCCACACCUAUAUGAAAC
Molecule: messenger RNA, 4106 nt
Organism: Ctenocephalides felis (cat flea)
Lineage: Eukaryota; Metazoa; Arthropoda; Insecta; Siphonaptera; Pulicidae
Product: myelin transcription factor 1
Exons: 20
Coding region: 27-4103 (1358 amino acids)
Biological process (GO): regulation of transcription by RNA polymerase II
Cellular component (GO): nucleus
Molecular function (GO): DNA-binding transcription factor activity, RNA polymerase II-specific; zinc ion binding; RNA polymerase II cis-regulatory region sequence-specific DNA binding
Source: RefSeq, a predicted model, not a curated record